Rotaria sp. Silwood2 is the source of this 1227-nucleotide messenger RNA. NCBI's taxonomy places the organism in Eukaryota, Metazoa, Rotifera, Eurotatoria, Philodinida, Philodinidae. The record is from the annotation of a GenBank genome assembly.
AUGACAACUAUUAAACAUUUUCGUCCGCUUCUUCGUUUUCUACAUGGUUCAUUACCAUCUAACAGUCAACGUGUUCUUCAUGUUGAAAAACGUAAAGAUCAUCUUCGUUUAAUUGACAAAAAUGAUACUAUGGAUUUUCAUUACAUUUGGUUACGACAUAAUUGUCAUGAGAUAGGUAAAUCUAUUCAUCCAAAAACUGGUGAACGUAUUGUUGAUUGUGCUGAAAUUCCAUCGACAAUCGAACCUGAACAUGUAGAGUUAAUUGAUAAUAAACAAAAGCUUAAAAUUGUUUGGUCAAAAGAUCAUACUACUCUAUUUGAUUUAACAUAUUUAGUAGCAAAUGCAUAUGGAAAAAAUCGAAUCGAAGCUAAGAAACCUGAAGCAAAACUUGAAGAUAUUGAAUUAAUUUAUAAUAAAAAUCAAUAUGAAACUUAUCUAAAUAAUUGUGCUGAAAGAUUAAAAAAAUUUGGAUUAGUUGUUGUUCGUCAACGUGGUUUAGAUACAGAAGAACUCAUUCAAGAUUUUUUACCUUCUGGUGCAUCAGUUGUCUCAACACAUUUUGGUCGUAUUGAAGAUUUACGUACAGAUAAUACAACAAAUCAAAAUACAGAUCAAUUAGGCUAUACAGAUGCAGCAAUUAAUUUACAUACUGAUCAACCAUUUAUUGCUGAUCCACCAGGCAUGUUGAUUUUAAAAUGUUUUAGUUUCUAUACUUCGUUUUUCAUGUUUAUAGGUAUGCAAUUAUUACAAUGUAUUCGUCGAGCAGACACUGGUGGAUCGAAUACACUUGUAAACGCUUGUGAUGCUGCACUUUAUCUUCGUGAAAUCGAUCCCAAUGCAUAUUAUUUAUUAACAACUGUACCAGUUCAUUUUCAUCGAAAACAAAAACAAUUUGAAAGUAUUCAUAUUGGUCCAAUAAUUGAAACAAACGGUGAUGAAAUAAAACAAGUUCGUCAUAGUUAUUUUACUUUAGCACCAUUUCGUUUUCCAUUUUGGUUAACAACGGCUUAUUAUAAGGCAUAUCGUACAUAUGCAUCAAUUUUAUAUGAUCCUCAAUGUCAAUAUAAAGUUACAUUAAAUAGUGGAGAUUUUGUUCUUUAUGAUAAUUAUAAAAUGUUACAUGCAAGAGAAGCAUUUACUGGACCAAGACAUUUACGUGGAAUUUAUUUUCGACAAAUUGAUGUUUGGAAAAAAUUUGAGAACUAUACUAAAGAUAAAAAUGUAUAA